CUGGGUCGUCAUGUCUACCGCUGCUGCUCAACAAAACAAUAACGAGGAGCCCGGGCUUCACGGCUCUUGGAUAGAGCUGGAGCUGAAUGGGAACACAGGGACCCAGGCCUUGCAUGCCGUGCAGGCCAAUGUUCCAGAGACACCUGCUGAAGACCUAAUAAAUGCAAAUGCUGGCAUGAGUCAAACUCUACAGACCUUGGAAGGGGUGCCUGAGACUGAUGAAACACUGAUUGGAGGACUAGAGCAUGUGCCCUCGUCCUCCUCGAUCCACAAUGGAGAAAUGGAAAAUAUUCUCCUGGAUGCACAGCAUGAAUCCAGCCAGAAUAGCUCCUCCUGUAACAGUCCUCACAGGCCACCAAGUCCAGAUCAGGAUGAGGGUCAGAUAACUUUUGAUGUUGAGAUGCCUAGCCCAAGAGAUAGUCAGUCAGGUGACGAUAGUGCAGAGAAGGACAGAGAGGAAGACAUCCUGAUGAACAAAGAAGUAGACUGGGUCGCUGACUGGUCCAGCAGACCAGAAAACGUUCCACCAAAGGAGUUCAACUUCAGGCACCCACGACGUUCAGUAUCUCUCAGCAUUAGAAAGAGUGGGGUCAUGAAGAAAGGUGGCAUCUUCUCAGCUGAAUUCCUCAAAGUCUUCAUCCCUUCCUUACUCAUCUCGCACAUUGUCGCUCUUGGCCUCGGGGUGUACAUUGGGAAGAGAAUUGCCACAGCCUCCACCAGCUCUUAUUGAAUUGAAGAUGCAGCGGUGCCUGGACGUUCUCUUGUCUCUCUGCCAUCCUCCUGUAGUCAAGCUGUUUCUCUACAUCAAUUGUACGCCCACAUUUGACUUCAAGUCAGCAUUCAAUUCUGUCACAUUGUAGAUGUAGUUGUAGAGUUAUACACAUGAUGUAAUGUGGUUGCACUCAUCACAUUUUGACACAACAUUGAACCCAGCAGCUGUCACCAACUUCUUCCACAGUCGAUGACAGACUCUGUUGGAGCUGCAAAGUAUUAGUCAUCCUGUUCAACUAGAAAAUAUGUGACAAGAAUAGAAAAUAUGUGACAAGAAUUUGAUGUCAGGUGGCUUAAGGGUUGACGUUUUUGUCUCCAAUUUUGAUGUUAUGUCAUGAGAAAUCUGGACUUCUCCGAAGUGGCAUCUCUCCACUGUUGUCUCAGUUGGCAGAGUGUACGAACCAAAAAUAUGCGCCAUAUCCACAAUACAGCAAAUUUGAAUUGCCUCUGGGAACAGAGGGGACUUUUAUCGCCUUAACUUUUGGAGCUAAACAUUCAAGUUGCAGUUGGUGGAGGGGAAACAGAUGAUGCCGCACAGUGGGAUUCAUUUUUAAAUCCCAUAAUUUGUUGAGAAUAUAAAUUGUAUCAUGUUGACUCCUGAGGGUUUCUUUUAACCCUUGUGUUGCCUUCGGGUCAUUUUGACCCGAAUCAAUAUUACACCCUCCCCCCGCCUUCGGAUUAAUUUGACCCCAUUCAAUGUUUAAUGUCGGUGUUCUUUCGGUAGUCAACAAACAAACAUAAAGUGCCUCACACUUAAACUUGGAAAACAAUAUUAAUUCGAAUAAUUUUCUGGAGGUUUUAAUUGCUGGCGUCAAAUUGAACCCAAAGGGUAAAAUAUGUUAGUAAAUAUAAAGGUAACAGGAGGGUGAAACAUUGAAUCGGGUCAAAAUGACCCAUAGGCGGGGGGAGGGUGUAAUAUUGAUUCGGGUCAAAAUGACCCGAAGGCAACAGAAGGGUUAAAAGCUUUUUUCUUCUUUUUUUUUGAGGUUGAAAAGCUGAAACAUUGAUCUAGUGAGUAAUUCUUGCUUUUCACAUGGGGGUUGUUUGAGUAUAUUAUGAUAGAGCAACCUUGGGAUGAUGGCAAUUUACCAGGCUCUAUGCUAUUUGUAUUAUUUUUUUCCGACAUAUUUACAUAUUUACUUUAACAUAGAAAAAAUGGCAAAGUGCCACAUUUUAUCUUUCACCACUGCAUAUUGGUGAUUUAUCUUAGAUUGUUUAUUUUAUUUUCUGAUAUGUUUAGAUAUUUAAAGAUGUAGAUGUGAACAAUAAUUUAAGCUGUGAUCUACCCAAUUUAAUAGAUACUUUUUGAGAUUGUAUACUUUGUUUAUACAUUGAUAUUAUUAAUGCAUUAUCAUUAUUACCUAACUUUGUCGCAGUAUAUGUAAUGUGUUUUUGCUGUUGUUUAAUCGCUGAAGGGUCAGCAGAAACCAACACAGGAAGGUAUUUCCAGGAGCUUCAAUGAAGAGUGUUAUCUGGCUUUUAUGUUUGUUACACUGUGCAAUCAUAUCACAUUAUAUGAUACAAUAAAACGUGUCCAGUGUGUGUAGAAUUUAGAGAAAAACUGAAAGAACAUUUCCUGAUGAAAAUGCAUGUGACAUCUAUAUAUUGAUGCUGAUUGGAUGAAUGGAUAAUUCUGCUGUUGUUUAUUAAUGGAUGACAUUGAAUCAUGUGAACAUUUUCAUUCACCAUAAUAACCACAAAGUACUAGUUUGAAAGCUCUCAAGAUGCAUAUAGUCUUUAAUGCAUUAGAUAACUCCUAGUAACUCAUAAAAUACACAAGUCAUCAUAACAGGCUCAUGUACAGUUAAUCAGUAUGCAAAACAUAACAUUUUAAAUAAGGUUUGUACUAUAUACAGCAGCUGAUGUAUAAAUACAAAAAGUGGAUGGAGCUCAAUAAACCAUAGUGCAUUAUCCAAGGCACAAUAACGAAUAAAAUGGCAUAUCAUCAUUAUGGGUUCCAUACGGAGCAUUAAUUUAAUGUCGGUCAAUGUAAAUUAAUUUACAUUUUGACAUGAAUCACAAAGAAAAGAAAGUGUAAUUCCUGAAUGUCAAGGUAAGUUUUCUGAAAAGCUAAAUCACAGGUGUCACAACUCAUGGUCCUUUCGUCAUUAUCAAUAACAAUGAAAAAGAGGGGGCAACAUUGUAAAUCGAUGUGAUGCAUUUUUAGUUGCUUUCAAUCCUAUCUUUGCGUGCCUGACUAGCACAUUUCAGUCUAGUCCGUUGUGGUCCAUCUAAGAUCUGACCUUUUUAUUGCAUGGAAUUAAGUGUUGCCACUGUGUUAAGUGUUUACUUUUUGUAUCCACUUGACAUGCUGAGCGAUGUUUGUUCACAGACAGGCAGGCCCUGGUUAAUACUAAUAAUAAUGUCAAGUACUAUUUCAAAUGAUGAAGGAUCUAGGAAUUGGAUUGAAAUUCCCAUGUAAGCAUGACAUUAAAGUUCGACAUUGCUCACA
Messenger RNA from Pseudoliparis swirei, 3223 nucleotides. RefSeq names its product BCL2 interacting protein 3 like a (gene bnip3la). The transcript is spliced from 6 exons. Gene Ontology annotation, cellular component: mitochondrial envelope; nucleus; mitochondrial outer membrane. Lineage: Eukaryota; Metazoa; Chordata; Actinopteri; Perciformes; Liparidae. Gene Ontology annotation, biological process: positive regulation of apoptotic process; mitochondrial outer membrane permeabilization; defense response to virus. The coding region runs from base 11 to 730 and encodes 239 amino acids. The record is from RefSeq and is a predicted model, not a curated record.